Molecule: messenger RNA, 2921 nt
Organism: Aedes aegypti (yellow fever mosquito)
Lineage: Eukaryota; Metazoa; Arthropoda; Insecta; Diptera; Culicidae
Gene: Pi3K59F
Product: phosphatidylinositol 3-kinase catalytic subunit type 3
Exons: 13
Coding region: 110-2818 (902 amino acids)
Biological process (GO): phosphatidylinositol-mediated signaling; endocytosis; autophagosome assembly
Cellular component (GO): phosphatidylinositol 3-kinase complex, class III, type II; endosome; phosphatidylinositol 3-kinase complex, class III, type I
Molecular function (GO): 1-phosphatidylinositol-3-kinase activity
Source: RefSeq, a predicted model, not a curated record
ACUUAUUCACAUAUUUUCACAAUAUACGGAAUAAUAAACAUUGUCGUUGUUUUCAGAUAGAUGACGACUAUAAACUGAAAAGUUUUUAGCUGGUGAAAUAAGAUUAAACAUGAAUUCUACAUUUCCCUAUGUUCAUAGUUGUGAUCUUAAUCAAAAGUUACAGAUAAAAAUAGGUACCCUAGAAGGGGAACGACAAGCCCAUCCGUAUGAAAAGUUGCUACAGCAGCCAAUUCUGAAAUUUUCUGGACUGAAUUCAGAAAAAUGUCCUCCACUCAAAGUGAGCGUCCAAAUUUACGACGAGGGUAAACCAGUUGGCCUCCCAGUAACAUCGUCUUAUAAGAGCUUCUUGACCAGAUGGAAUUGGAACGAAUGGUUGACCUUGCCAAUACUGUUCAGUGAUCUAUCCCGUAAGUCAGUGCUAGCUAUCACAAUAUAUGACUGUGCGUGGAACCAUAAUGAUGCCACAAUUGUUGGGGGAACAUCCAUAUCUUUGUUUGGGAAAACAGGGGUAUUCCGACAGGGUUUGUAUGAUCUGAAAAUUUGGACUGAGGUGGAAGCUGAUGGGAACUAUCGUUCCAAAACUCCCGGAAAAUGUAGCGAUUUCUACAACAAUCAGAUGCAGCGGCUGUCCAAGCUGGCAAAGAAGCAUAGAAAUGGGCAAAUUGAAAAGGUAGAUUGGUUGGACCGUCUAACGUUCAGAGAAGUUGAGCUCAUCAACGAAAAAGAGAAAAGGGAUUCACAGUUUCUCUACUUGAUGGUGGAAUUUCCACAACUGACAAUUGGCGAUAAAACGUGCUCUGUCGUGUACUACGAACCGGAUGGUGAUAGCAAAUUCCUUUUUGUUUCCAAGCCAAAGUUAGUUACUGUUCCAGAUACUGAAACUUUACAGGAGAACUUAGUUGAACGAAAACAUCAUCGUUUAUCAAGAUCAGCAAGAUCUGGACUAUCCGAUCGAGAUGCGAAGCCAACAGCGAGUGUACGGGAUUUGCUGCAUUCUAUAGUGCAUCGGUAUUCUCCAACAUCCACUCUAAGUAGCGAGGAACAGGACUUGAUUUGGAAGUAUCGUUUUUACUUGAGUGCUCAGAAGAAAGCUUUGACCAAGUUUUUGAAAUGCAUCAACUGGGAAACUGGGACGGAAGUACGACAAGCCUUGGCUCUGCUGGCCAAAUGGGCUCCAAUGGACGUGGAAGACGCACUAGAACUACUGAAUUCAUCGUUCAACCAUCCUACUGUGAGACGUUAUGCUAUAUCCCGAUUGGAUCAGGCACUGGACGAUGACUUGUUACUCUAUUUGCUGCAACUCGUACAAGCGCUCAAAUAUGAACAUUUUGAUGAAAUUCUUAAAUCUUGCAAUAAUCUUGCAUUGGAAAAAGACAUGCUGAAAUCAGUAGAAGAAAAUCCAGUGGAAACAAAUUUUGAAGUGUUUACUGAAUCAGAUGAGGGUAAUUCUAUGUAUCAGGACGCAGCUCACGAUAUAAUAGGAUCCAAAUCAAUGAGUCAAACCGAUAAUAACUCGAAUGCAAAUGAGUCGAACGUAAAUAGCAGUGAGGAUGCACAAGUACCUUCAAAUUUGGCCAUGUUUCUCAUUCAAAGGGCAUGUAAAAAUUCUACAUUGGCAAAUUAUUUGUAUUGGUACCUGUCGAUAGAAUGCGAGGAAGAAACAGUAAGGAAACAAGAUGAACGCGUUAGGAAAAUGUACCGCACAGUUCUACAUAUAUUUCUACGGCAGCUUUCUACAGGAAACCCCGAACUGAGGACUAUACAUCGUAGCUUGAAGGAGCAACAGAAAUUCAUCGAUAAUCUGGUGAAACUCAUAAAAAUUGUCGCAAAAGAACCGGGUAACCGAAAGAAAAAGACGGAAAAAUUCCAAAUGUUGCUCUCCGACACCGAUGCGUUGAAAAUCAAUUUCACCAAAUUUGAGCCCCUAUCCUUUCCGCUGGAUCCUAAUGUCCGAAUUCGUGGCAUAAUUGCCGAAAAAGUCACUCUUUUCAAGAGCGCCUUGAUGCCCUCAAAGUUAACAUUCCUAACUACGGGACCGUCUGAAUAUGUAGCGAUCUUCAAGCACGGUGACGAUCUACGGCAGGAUCAGUUGAUACUGCAAAUGAUUACUCUGAUGGAUAAAUUGCUACAGAAAGAAAACCUAGAUCUGAAACUAACGCCUUAUCGCGUCCUGGCCACCAGUUCCAAGCAUGGAUUCAUGCAGUACAUAGAUUCCAUCACGGUCGCCGAAGUUCUCAAUGCUGAAGGAAGCAUUUUGAACUUUUUCCGCAAGCAUCACCCGUGCGAAACAGGACCCUAUGGAAUUGUGGCUGACGUAAUGGAGACGUACAUUAAAAGCUGUGCCGGCUAUUGUGUGAUAACUUAUUUAUUAGGUGUGGGUGAUCGUCAUUUGGACAAUUUGCUGCUGACGAAUUCCGGAAAGUUGUUCCACAUUGAUUUCGGGUAUAUACUGGGAAGAGACCCGAAACCGAUGCCGCCGCCGAUGAAGCUUAGCAAAGAAAUGGUAGAAGCGAUGGGUGGAUUGAACUCCGAGUACUAUCAAGAAUUUAGGAAGCUGUGCUACACCGCUUUCCUCCACCUGCGCAGACACGCCAACGUGAUGUUGAAUCUUUUCGGGCUGAUGGUAGAUGCGUCCAUUCCGGAUAUCGCUUUGGAACCCGACAAGGCGGUUAAGAAGGUAGAAGACAAUUUACGUUUAGAUUUAUCUGACGAGGAAGCUGUGCAGCAUUUACAAAAUCUACUUGACCUCUCGAUAACAGCUGUGAUGCCAGCUUUAGUUGAACAGAUUCACAAAUUAGCACAGUAUUGGAGGAAAUAAUUUUAUUGCAAAAGUUAUAUGCAAUUCCACACGACACACUUAUCUGCAUGUUUAUUGAUCUAUGAAAAUAUAUAGACAGAAGAUAUAUACCUAUCUUUGAAAA